UCAGGCGGGGGCAGGAUGAGCAUUGACAGGUAGAGAUGUAGGAGAAACAUUUCCUAUCAUCCUCUUACAUGAACAGUUGCUGGACUGCUGUGGAUUUGACUUCUGGAAAAGUGAACGUAGACCUCUGCACCUUUAAGCGGAUUUCUUUCUACAAGGCCGGGGAUCGUUGGUGUUGAAAGGAAGCCGCGACAAUGUCUAUGCAUUUGUAUGAAAUGAGCAGUAAGCUGUUCGGGGACACUGUUGGGAAGGUGAACGACAACCUGACUUCCAUAGUGCUGGCAGCCUCUGUGAUCACUCUCACUAUUGGUUAUAUUUCUAAGUUACUGCUUACACAGUCAGCUGACAAGGAUAAGAAUUACCCUCCUUUUAUUCCCUCAAGCAUCCCAUUCCUGGGUCAUGCAAUUGCUUUUGGAAAAAGUCCUAUUGAGUUUCUCGAAAAUGCAUAUGAAAAGUAAUAUGGCCCUGUGUUCAGCUUCACCAUGGUGGGGAGCACGUUCACCUACCUGCUGGGUAGCGACGCAGCCACACUCAUGUUCAACAGCAAGAAUGAGGACCUGAAUGCUGAGGAUGUCUACUCCAGACUGACCACCCCAGUGUUUGGCAAAGGAGUUGCUUACGAUGUCCCUAACCCUAUUUUUCUGGAACAAAAGAAAAUGUUGAAGACAGGACUGAACAUUGCUCACUUUAAGGAACAUGUAAAAAUCAUCGAGGCAGAGACCCUUGAGUAUUUUCAGAGAUGGGGAGACAGCGGAGAGAGAAACCUGUUCGAGGCUCUGUCUGAGUUGAUCAUCCUGACAGCAAGCAGCUGUCUUCACGGUAAAGAGAUCCGCAGCAUGCUGAACGAGCAUGUGGCUCAGCUCUAUGCUGACCUGGACGGAGGAUUCAGUCACGCUGCCUGGCUGCUGCCUGGCUGGCUGCCACUGCCCAGCUUCAGGAAAAGGGACAGAGCACACAGAGAAAUCAAACAGAUCUUCUUCGAGGUGACUCAGAAGCGCAGACAAUCUGGAGAAAAAGUGGACGACAUCCUGCAGACACUCAUUGAUGCCACCUACAAAAAUGGACGUCACCUCAAUAACGAUGAGAUUGCUGGCAUGCUGAUUGGUCUCCUCCUGGCCGGUCAGCACACAUCCUCAACCACCAGCUCCUGGAUGGGUUUCUUCAUGGCCAGGGACAAAGCCCUGCAGGAGCGCUGCUACGCUGAGCAGAAAGCUGCGUGUGGAGAAGACCUGCCUCCACUCGACCUCGAUCAGCUGAAAGAUCUGAACUUGUUGGAGCGCUGUUUGAAGGAAACUCUGCGACUCCGUCCACCCAUCAUGACCAUGAUGAGGAUGGCUCGCUCUCCUCAGACUGCGGCAGGAUACACCAUCCCUGUGGGUCACCAGGUCUGUGUCUCCCCAACCGUCAACCACCGACUGCAGGACACUUGGGCGGAGAGGAUGGAGUUCAACCCUGACCGGUACCUCAAUGACAACCCAGCUGCCGGAGAGAAGUUUGCCUAUGUGCCGUUUGGAGCUGGUCGUCAUCGCUGCAUUGGGGAGAACUUUGCCUAUGUCCAGAUCAAAACCAUCUGGUCCACUUUACUGCGCAUGUACGACUUUGACCUGGUGGACGGAUAUUUCCCCACUAUCAACUACACCACAAUGAUUCAUACGCCUCACAACCCCGUCAUCAGAUACAAGAGGAGGACACAGUGAUGGAGAACCCUGGAGGAGCAAAGACACGAGGAAACCAACAUCAACCAAGUGAAUGAAGAGAAACUCUUGUCUGACUUCCUGGGACUUGAAUUUAGGAAGCAUUUCCAUAAAUGCACUUUGCUCUGCUCAAAUGUCCACAUUUUUGCUUUAUUUUCCUGAUUGUCAACACCAGAAGAUUAAUUUUAAAACCGUCUAUAUGAGUGUGACUUGAACACGGAUGUUAAUGUUCACAAUGUGAAUGCUUCAAAAUAGAAAUGUGCCUUGAAGGUGGGAAACAAAAGUUUUAUUCAGACAGAGCAAGCAGGGGCUUUUCAGGACUCACUGUUUAAAAAUAACUGAUAGUAAAUAAUGUUACUCUUAUAUGAAUAUCAAAAUUUCCCUUUGGGGAUUAAUAAAGUACAUUCUCUAUGACAACUA
Messenger RNA from Notolabrus celidotus (New Zealand spotty), 2111 nucleotides. RefSeq names its product lanosterol 14-alpha demethylase (gene cyp51a1). The transcript has 10 exons. Gene Ontology annotation, molecular function: heme binding; oxidoreductase activity, acting on paired donors, with incorporation or reduction of molecular oxygen; iron ion binding. NCBI's taxonomy places the organism in Eukaryota, Metazoa, Chordata, Actinopteri, Labriformes, Labridae. The record is from RefSeq and is a predicted model, not a curated record.